UCCUGCGUGCGCGGCCGCGCCUUUAUUACCCUCGCGCAGCUGGCGGCAGGGGCUCCCCUCGCACCACCACCACACCGCCCCGUCCCCCCCGAGAAAGCAAGCGGACCAGCGCGGCGACGGAGGAGUCAGCCGCCAUCGAGGAGAAGAAGGAAAGCGCCCGGAGCCGAGAGCCGGAGAGCGCGCCGCCCGCCCGCCUAACGACAGGAGAAGAGGCCCUUCCCCACCUACCGAGGAGGCGAGAAGCGGAGGGGUCAGACAGGGCGCCAUGUCCUCCUCGUCGUCGUCGAUGGGGGGCUCCCUGGCGCUCGCGGCCGCCACGGCCGUCGCGUUCUCGGGCUCCCUCGUCAUCUUCUCGCUCUGCCGCGCCCACCUGUCCCACGACGCCGACGCCGACCCUGCCCCGGCCGGGGCCCUCCGCCCCUGCCUCUCCUCAGAGAAGCGCCGGCGCGGGGGCAGGGUGAGGCGCAGCAAGGCGGAGAAGCGGGUGCGGUUCGCGGCCGACGUCGUCGACAAUGAGGGCGCCCCGCGCCCGACCCGGACUUCCCCCGCUGCGGCGGGCACCUGCCGGGGCGCCGCGGCCGCGGAGCCGGACGAGCGGACGAUGAUGCCGCCCAACCGGGAGGCGCUCUACCGCGGCAUGCUCCGCGACCGCUCCGCCCACCGGGUCACCUGCUCCUACUGACCCCGACCGCCGCCGCCGGCCGGAGGGCGGAAUUAGCUUUUCCUUUCGUGCGGCGCUAGUCUUCGGUAGGCAGGCUGUUGACUUCCGGUUUCGUCCGUCCUUCUAGACGAGCGCCUGUUAAUAGAUUUUUCUAGUGUUUUCCUUCUCUAUUUUUACGCGUUGUAGAUUAAAUUUUUAGUCUUGUAUAAUUUCGCGUGCGUUCGGGCGAGGAAGCUCUGCUCUGUAAAUAUGCUGCGAUUUCAUCAGAAGUCAGAAGAGGGUGAAGAAAAAAAUUGAAGCCAUCGCUUGCUUCCACCA
Molecule: messenger RNA, 979 nt
Organism: Panicum hallii
Lineage: Eukaryota; Viridiplantae; Streptophyta; Magnoliopsida; Poales; Poaceae
Exons: 2
Coding region: 266-682 (138 amino acids)
Source: RefSeq, a predicted model, not a curated record